This is a messenger RNA of Medicago truncatula (barrel medic), 1072 nucleotides long. Its product is annotated as rac-like GTP-binding protein ARAC7. The transcript is spliced from 8 exons. Gene Ontology annotation, molecular function: GTP binding; GTPase activity. NCBI's taxonomy places the organism in Eukaryota, Viridiplantae, Streptophyta, Magnoliopsida, Fabales, Fabaceae. The record is from RefSeq and is a predicted model, not a curated record. Gene Ontology annotation, biological process: small GTPase-mediated signal transduction. Bases 176 to 805 code for a protein of 209 amino acids.
AUCUGACUCUCACACUCUUCAAUGCAAACUUAGAUACCAAAAUCCAGAACACCCUUUCUUCAUUUACUUCACACUCUUCAAAUCUCAAUCAAAACUUUUGAGGUUGUUUCUUUCUACAUUAAGAACACACAAACACUGUUGUGUUUCAACAAAACCUUAGUUCCAUUUAUACAAUAUGAGUGCAUCAAAGUUCAUUAAAUGUGUCACUGUUGGUGAUGGUGCUGUUGGAAAAACUUGCAUGCUCAUUUGUUACACCAGUAACAAAUUCCCCACUGAUUAUAUACCAACAGUAUUUGAUAAUUUUAGUGCAAAUGUAGCUGUGGAUGGAAGCAUUGUGAAUUUGGGGCUAUGGGACACUGCAGGCCAGGAAGACUAUAGCAGGUUGAGGCCACUGAGCUAUAGAGGAGCUGAUAUAUUUGUCUUAGCAUUCUCAUUGAUUAGUAGAGCUAGCUAUGAAAAUGUUCUUAAGAAGUGGAUGCCAGAAUUGCGCAGAUUCGCCCCUAAUGUACCAAUUGUUCUUGUUGGCACAAAGUUGGAUCUUCGUGAAGAUCGUGGAUAUUUCGCUGAUCACACGGGAUAUAAUGUUAUAACAUCUGCUGAGGGAGAAGAACUGAGGAAACAAAUUGGGGCUGCAGCGUACAUUGAGUGCAGCUCAAAGACUCAACAGAAUGUGAAAGCUGUUUUUGAUACUGCCAUUAAGGUUGUUCUCCAACCUCCAAGGAGGAAAGAAAUGCCGAGGAAGAAAAGGCAAAGAAGGUCCGGUUGCUCGUUUGCCGGUAUUGUGUGUGGAGGUUGUGCUGCUUAAUACACACAUCAAUUGUACCAUCACUUUCUUUUGCUUCAAGGUCAAAUGUGGAAUUCUGACAUCUGAUUAGUGAUUACAUGGCUAAAAAUGUAUUCUUAUUAUGCUUGUAUUGUAGUGUAAGUUAGUAUAUCUAGCUAUUUUCAGUUAACAAAAGACCCUAUUGGAUUCUGAAGGGAAUUUUUCAUUCUCUUAGUUGUUACUAGCCAUGUUUUGUAUUAUUAAUUAGCAAUUCAUUAUGCCAAGAGAACCAUUCUUUUUCCAUUAAAA